AUGCCAGCUUCAAUGAGUCUUGAACGAAGAAUCAUUCUCAGAGCUUUUGGAGCUGAGUUGGUUCUUACUGAUCCAGCUAAGGGCAUGAAGGGUGCUGUGCAGAAGGCUGAGGAGAUUUUAGCUAAGACACCAGAUGCAUACAUGCUCCAGCAGUUUGAAAAUCCUUCCAAUCCAAAGAUACAUUAUGAGACAACUGGACCAGAGGUAUGGAAAGGCAUAGAUGGAAAAAUUGAUGCAUUUGUUUCUGGGAUAGGUACUGGUGGUACCAUAACAGGUGCAGGCAAAUAUCUUAAAGAGCAGAACCCCAAUAUAAAGCUAUAUGGAGUGGAACCAGUUGAAAGUCCUGCUCUCUCUGGAGCAAAGCCUGGUCCACAUAAGAUCCAAGGAAUUGGUGCUGGUUUUAUCCCUGGUGUUCUGGAAGUUGGUCUUAUUGAUGAAGUUGUUCAGAUAUCAAGUGAUGAAGCAAUUGAAACUGCAAAGCUUCUCGCACUGAAGGAAGGCUUGCUUGUGGGAAUAUCAUCUGGUGCUGCCGCAGCAGCUGCUAUUAAAAUUGCGAAGAGACCUGAAAAUGCUGGAAAACUCAUUGUUGUGAUUUUCCCAAGCUUUGGAGAAAGGUAUCUGUCGUCAGUGCUCUUUGAAUCGGUCAGGAAAGAGGCCGAAAACAUGACCUUUGAGCCAUGAGCUAAUUUUCUUCUUUGCAAGUAGUUCUGGUUUUAUAGACAACAUGGUUUAGAUCUGAGAAUGAAUAAAUUUAUUGAGUUACUUUGAUCUGUAGCUCAAGUUCGGAAUUUACUUAUAGGAUAGCCAUUCUGGUACUGAAAAUGAACCAUUUACAAAUUU
Molecule: messenger RNA, 840 nt
Organism: Rubroshorea leprosula
Lineage: Eukaryota; Viridiplantae; Streptophyta; Magnoliopsida; Malvales; Dipterocarpaceae
Source: the annotation of a GenBank genome assembly